ACAGAGAGUGGCUCGACGACCAGAUCGUAAGUUUUGCAGAUCCGCGUCGCUAAAGAGAACAGUUAGUGAUUUUUCUGGUACACUACGUCCGUAGACGUCUGGAUUUCUUGACGUCAGGAGAAGUCUGAGCGCAUCCAGCGCUGCGCACCAGCUCAGCAACCACAUCUCUCCCAGAGGAAAGCAGGGCACCGCACAGCUACAAAUCGCCAUUUAGUUUUAGUGUGGCGAAUCCAAUCAGGGUUGUAGGAUGCCUCUUGGAGAGGAUGGAAACGGAUGGAAAAAGAAGACAUCAGAGAUCAAAGAACAUUAUGACUUCAAAGAAGUGCUGGGAACGGGGGCUUUCUCUGAGGUGGUUCUCGCAGAGGAGAAGAGGACUCAGAGGCUAGUGGCCAUCAAGUGCAUCCCUAAGAAAGCCCUGGAAGGGAAGGAGAACAACAUUGAAAAUGAGAUUGCAGUUCUGCACAGAAUCAAGCACCCAAACAUAGUUUCGCUGGAGGACAUCUUUGAGAGUACAUCUCAUCUAUACCUUGUCAUGCAACUAGUUUCUGGAGGAGAACUUUUCGACAGGAUCGUGGAGAAGGGGUUUUACACAGAGAGGGAUGCUAGCCAGCUCAUCCAUCAGAUCUUGGAUGCUGUUAAAUAUCUCCAUGAUAUGGGAAUCGUUCACAGAGAUUUGAAGCCAGAGAACUUACUGUAUUACAGUAUGGAUGAAGAUUCUAAAAUCAUGAUCAGUGACUUUGGCCUGUCUAAGAUCGAAGGAGCGGGCAGUGUCAUGUCCACGGCAUGUGGUACUCCUGGUUACGUUGCCCCUGAAGUUCUCGCUCAGAAACCAUACAGUAAAGCUGUUGAUUGUUGGUCCAUAGGAGUUAUUUCUUAUAUCUUACUCUGUGGAUAUCCUCCGUUUUAUGACGAAAAUGAUGCCAAGUUAUUUGAGCAGAUUCUGAAAGCAGAGUAUGAGUUUGACUCUCCGUACUGGGAUGACAUCUCAGAUUCAGCCAAAGACUUCAUCUGUCACAUGAUGGAAAAGGACCCUAUGAAGAGGUAUACGUGUGAGCAAGCUCUUCAACAUCCUUGGAUAUGUGGGGACACAGCUCUGGACAAGAAUAUCCAUGAAUCUGUCAGCGCACAAAUCAAGAAGAACUUUGCCAAAAGUAAAUGGAAGCAAGCGUUCAAUGCCACGGCGGUGGUGCGACACAUGCGGAGGCUGCAGCUGGGCACCAGUCUCGAGGGACCGAGUCAGAUUACUCCCACCAGUCCUUGCCAUGGACAUCUGCUCCCAGAGGAGGAGGUGGAGGAAGAGGAGGAGGAACUGGGGAAUGAGGAGGAGGAGAGCUUGUCUCACUACGAGGAUGGUCGUCGUGGAAGUAAUGAGGGCAGCACAGAUCGGGACAGUCUGAGAAGCUGUACCUACUGCUGCAGGCCAACCAGUAGAAUUUGAGCACAGCCUCCUGGUUUCGUGAUGAUGAAGUGUCUGUGGAGCACCCAGAACUCGCCCACCCAGUCUGGCCAGUAAGGCAGAGUAGAUAUUAGUCAAUAUCCAGCAGAAACCCAAACAACAAUUUCCCGUUUCUUUGUGUUUAAAAAAAAAAACAAACAAAAAAGGACAUUUACAGUUAGUUUUCGUUACUUUGUUUAAACUAAAUAAUAACCUCUGUGAUGGGAAAAAGGGUUUCCCCUCUCAAGGUUAUUCAUGUUUUGCUUUUUCGCUACCUAAAAGUAUUUCAGAUCAUUAAGCAGAUUUCUUAGAGCAAAUACAAGCAGUUCUCAGCUGCUGGAAUUUGUUAUGAAAGAAAACUACACAAAGCAAACUGGUUCUGUAUGAAAUUGUUAUCAUACCCUUUUUAUGAGUGAUUAUCUAUAAUUUUGUUACAUUAUACAGGUACAAACAAAUCUCAUUUCUGCCAGACUUGCAAAAUCAAGAAGAAACUUAAACAGAGCCAGUCUUACAAAAGGAAAUAGGUUCAAAUCUGCAAUGAGUUCAAGAUAAGAUGAGAAAUAGUUAGAAACAAGCCUUCUGAACUCCAGUACAGUAAGAGCCGCUACUAACAAAUGGAAAUAACUAUAUUUGCCUGCAAACUACAAAUACUGUGAGGCCACACUAGCAACACAUCCAAAAGAUCACAACAAACCCAAAACUGAAUAUUUCUGAAGCACUGCAUGUCUCACAUACCUCAGUGAAGUUCACUGUUCGUAGCCUAAAAAUAAGAAACACUGCAUCCAUGGGAGGGUUUCAGUGUGAAAUCACAGCUGAUCAAAAAGAAGAGAAAAAAUCCGAAUGACUUCUUUAGGAGACCACCACAGAGGAGAAUCCCAGGACACCAGUUUGUUAACUAUAACUGGAAUUUAGCUGAGUUAUGCAACAGCACAAGUGCAAAAGGUGACUAAAAAGUCCACCUCUAACAGCCUAUUCAAAGGUAGAAUUUAGCCUCUUUCCCACUGAAAAUAGCGCGUUAACCCGGGUUAACAAUCGGCAUUUGGCUCCCUUCCCACUGGCAAAAAAACUGUGUCUAACCCCUCGCUGGCAAGCUGCGUCGUCUCUGUCCAACCGCGGGUGCAUGUCUGGUGACACCAUCACACUGGGUUGGCAUUCAUGAUGUCACCAAUGUGACGGAAAUCAAGACAUUAAACAAUAAGUGCAAUAUCUAAGGAAACCAGUGCGCUUUCUUGUUUCAUUCUAUUAUCUUUCCUAAUCCCUCUUGCCAGCGCUGAGCCAUGUUUAUCGAGUUGAUUUGGCUUGUUAAAUCUGACCGACUGGUGGGGAUUGUUGACGUCCGUACGUUAAAUGGUGUCACUUAAUUUCUGGCUCUGGUGGCGAUUUUAACACAGGUCGCUUGCUAAGUCCGUUGCUCGUUAGACACGCGUCAUUGAGCUGUUCCCACUGCUAAUAAAAGCUGAUUGUUCCUGGUCAUAAACAGGUUUUUCGGCUGGUGGGAAAGGUUGGUGAAUCAGAUCUGGGCCAAGGUUUGACAUAAAUCUGGUUAAGAUGCUGUAAACUUAAAGCAGACUGCUCUAAUCAUCUAAAGAGUGAAUUAAAGGUAUAGUGGAGGAUUUUCUUUUUCCCGGUGGAUCAUCAAAAUUAGUGGUCCUAAUUGUCAAUCAUUCUGGUGAUAUGUUUACGUAAGGGCGUCAUAUGUGCUUGUCCUCAGUUAGCUGUCUUUUUCUGCGCAUGCGCACUUUUAUGUGGUGAGCUAUGGUGUUAGCCUCUCAUUGAAUCCACACUGAAAGCACAGCACAGGUCGGGCUUCCUUCUGAUGCCUCGGUUGCGAAGUUUUUACUCGACAGGUAAAGCCUGGCAUGCUAUUUGAAGAAAUCCAUUUCACAUCACUGGUUGUAAAAGUUAACUACCCCUAUAUUGUAACUUUCCAGGGUUAGAUAAGUUUAUCUAUUUUGUAACAAGCAUUGUUUUAUGGUGGCCACAGAUCCUUAUUUACCCUGCAAACAGGUCCACAUUUCCACAUUAGCCUACACUCAUAAUUUUUUAUUGUACCAAUGUUCUUAUUUGCAGGUAAACUUUUUAUACAUAAAUAUGGGUGAGAUGAGAUCCAUCCGAGCGACCAUCUUAUUGCGUCCAUGCACAUCUUGAGGAGAAAUAGGCUCAUGCACGCUCUUGCACACGUUUAACAUGCGUUUCCUCUCGGGGGCGUGUACAGGAUUGUGCAUGUGCAUUUUUAUUUUUUUUUUUAAGUGGAGAGGGUUUGUCUUUUCAAACAUUUACGAAAAUCCUCCACGAUACAUUUAAGAAUCUGAGAGAAAGAGUAACACAACAUUCUUCAACAGAUAUUGUAGCGACUGGCCAGGAAUGUUAAGAUUAGUUACCAAAUACGAAGGGAGAGGCUUGUUUGAAUAGUUUUCCUUGGUAAUUAAAAACUGACAUCUAAGUCAGUUUGGUGAUCUGAAAAAAAAAGAAGCAAAACUGAAGAAAUGUGUAGGCUUAUUCUUUUUCAAAGAAUUGUAUUGCAAAAGUGACCACAAGGCAUAUUUGUGAAGAGAGAUUGAU
Messenger RNA from Cyprinodon tularosa, 3997 nucleotides. It is a transcript of the gene camk1a, whose product is annotated as calcium/calmodulin-dependent protein kinase Ia. The coding region runs from base 248 to 1438 and encodes 396 amino acids. Gene Ontology annotation, biological process: peptidyl-serine phosphorylation. Gene Ontology annotation, cellular component: intracellular anatomical structure. The record is from RefSeq and is a predicted model, not a curated record. Gene Ontology annotation, molecular function: calcium/calmodulin-dependent protein kinase activity; ATP binding; calmodulin binding. The transcript is spliced from 12 exons. Lineage: Eukaryota; Metazoa; Chordata; Actinopteri; Cyprinodontiformes; Cyprinodontidae.